AUGAGUCCAUUCACCUUCAAAACUACGAACCACCCAUCUGUCCAGGCAAAACUCGGCAGUCCAGUGAAUUCGAGCUUCAUGGAGAGCCUGUUAGAUCAGCCGGGGCCGAUCAAUAUCAAGACAAUUGGUGCCGAUUGGGUUGCCAACUUGUCUGGAUUGCUUAAUCUGAAUGACCCCAAGGCCGUACAGGCGGGUCUCAAAGAACGCCGAGAGCCGAUUAAAAUAUUUGCCCAUACUAUACGGCACCCCUCUCAUGGCUUCUUUUUGGUCGACACGGGUGUAUCACGGCGUUUUGUGACUGAUCCUGAAGCAGCAGGAGUUGGUUGGGUCCUACGGAAAUAUGCCGGUAUAAGCGACAUGAAGGUUCAGCAAAGCACGAAGGAAAUUAUUAACGCUGAGGGUAUAGAUCUGAAGGGGGUUUUCAUGACGCAUCUUCAUCUGGACCACGUUUCGGGACUGCCAGAUAUUCCAAAGGAUGUUCCUAUCUAUGUUGGACCCCAUGAAGCAGAUUCAGGGCUGUUCAUGAAUGUGGCUGUUCAAGGUACAAAUGAUCGACUUCUUGCUGGACGGCCGCCACUGCAAGACUUUAAUAUACCCAGGGAUACAGACGAUAAGUUUGAAGGAGUAAUCGACAUUUUCGGAGACGGCACGUUGUUUGCCAUUCACAGCCCUGGCCACACAACAGGGCACAUCGCUCUCGUCGCUCGCACGCCAGCAGGUCCGGUGCUUAUGACAGGCGAUGUGUGCCACACCCGCUGGGGCUGGGACCACGGCGUCGAACCAGGGAGCUUUCUCAAAGACAGGGAACCCAGCCGUAAAAGCCUGUUCGCACUCAAGGCGUUCAGCGAGCGUCACCCGGACAUGGAGAUAAAGCUGGGUCACCAAUUUUGA
Pochonia chlamydosporia 170 is the source of this 891-nucleotide messenger RNA. RefSeq names its product metallo-beta-lactamase superfamily domain-containing protein. The record is from RefSeq and is a predicted model, not a curated record. Lineage: Eukaryota; Fungi; Ascomycota; Sordariomycetes; Hypocreales; Clavicipitaceae. The coding region runs from base 1 to 891 and encodes 296 amino acids. The transcript has a single exon.